Molecule: messenger RNA, 2452 nt
Organism: Penaeus indicus
Lineage: Eukaryota; Metazoa; Arthropoda; Malacostraca; Decapoda; Penaeidae
Exons: 8
Coding region: 315-1724 (469 amino acids)
Cellular component (GO): nucleus
Molecular function (GO): transcription cis-regulatory region binding
Source: RefSeq, a predicted model, not a curated record
GCGCCACAUCCCAGUCUGAGCCACAGAGUUUCCUCUUCACAGUGUCAGGGGCUGAGAGACAUCAUUACGCCUUUCCUCUCUCCCUCUCUUUCUCUCUCUCUCUUUCCUCCUAACACAUGUAAAAGAGAUAAACAAACCCAGUCAAGAAAAAGAGUGAGAGAGAGAAAAAAAAACGACAUAAACAAAAGACACAGAAGACUAGCCACUCCCCCCCCCCCACCCUCACACAUACACAAAAACAAACACACUAAACAAACCCUCCCCCUCAAACAGAAAAGACGACACAAGGCCAUAAUUAAAAAAAGAAAAGAAGGAUGGCACCGCACCGGAAGAGGAAGAAGCGACCCGCCUUCAGCGAAGAGGAACUCCGCGUCCUCCUGCAAGAGGUGUCGAAGAGGAAGAAGGUCCUUGUGGGGAAAUUCGACGUGAUUUCAGUCACCUUCCAGAGCAAGGUCGAGGCCUGGGAUUCUGUGACAGAGGCCAUUAAUGGGGUGAGCCGUGUCACGAGGGAGAGGGAGGAGGUGAGGAGGAAAUUCGCGCAUCUCAAGUGGUUCGUGAAGAAGAAGGCCAAGGCGUGGGGGAGGAGAGGGGGUAAGACAAGCAACGCAGAUACCUUAAGCGACCCGGAGGAGGCAAUGUUGUCGGUGAUAAGUGAGACGGUGAGCAACAGUCUCUCCAGUGUUUGUGAAUCUGAAACUCCUUUGUCUGUGUGUGAAGCAGACAGUAGUGAAGCAGUUAGCCCGACUCCCUUGAGAUCAGACACAGAAGACCACAGUGUAGGGAAAAACGACGUCAUCAGUGCCAGUGCAGGUCAUUCAUUAAGAGGACUUCGGAACUUUAGGAUGACUAGGAGAGAGGCAGAUACUGUUCAAAAGCUUUAUGACGACACUGAUGGGACCCCAAUAAAAAUAGAAAAUGAAGAGACAAAUCCGGCUCAGACUGAUAUUAGUGACGAUGUUAUGAGCAGAAACACGAUGGAAGGCCUACGACAUUUCCGGAUAGAUAAGGAGGAAAUUAGCAAAGAUCAGACCAUGUCGCUGCGGUAUUUUAGGAAGGAAAUGAAAUCCAGUGGAAAUGCAAAAUUAACCAAGAAGGACCACCACUCAAAUUCAAAAAAAAAACUCGAAUUCUGGAGUCAUGAAGGUGUGCUCCAACUAGUAGAAGCAUACAGGAGCCAUAUGCACAUGUUCAGUAUGACCUCUCUGAAUAGUAGCCAGAUAUGGUGUAAAAUUGCUGAGGCAUUACAGGACAGUGGCUACACAUACACAGGAGGAUUAUGUAAAAAGAAGAUGCAGAAUUUAAGUACUAGGUACAAAUCCAUCACAGAAAACCAAGAGAAUAGCAGAGGAAGGAUCAGAGGGAGUGAUUGGGAAUAUUUUGACACCAUGCAGGAUCUCUUUGCCGGCAACGCAAGUGGAGAUACCUCGUUCGAGACCUCCUUAGGCCUUUCGUUACCUACUGACCCUGAUGAUGAUCCAUUACAAGUGGAUGAAGUCAAGACAGAGCAAGACUGUCCUUCACCAGAAUACAUUGAUGUCUCUUUACCGUGGAGUGGAGUUAAGACGGAAUUCUGUCAUUCAUCAUCAGAGCCUGAUAGCAACUCUUUAUCAUGGGAUGAUGUUAAAAUUGAGGAGAGCUCUCUUUUCCCAGAGCCUGUUGAGGAUUUACUGCCCAUGGGUUGUGUCAAAGUUGAACUUUGCUCAUCGUCUCAUAUAGUACAUUAACCCAUUGCCGCUGGGGUAAAAGAAUAAAAAAAUGAGGAAAAUGCUGUACUCAUUUUUUAUAUUUUUGUGAAAUAUAUCUGUACAUAGAUGGCUCUGCUAGCCCUGAUUUCACCUAUCCUUGAAUUGGCGGGAAAAAACUAUAAAUAUAGAUGGUGUUAUUUUUAACAGCAAAUUAAGAUUACGUUAAAUAUUUUCGUAAAUUGAUGAAAAGGGUGAACGGGCGAGACAGGCAGUACUCAUAAUUAGCUCACUGGUGACUUAGUACAAGUGUAGCCAUCUAUGUGUAAAAACAAUGGAACAAGUCGACUCACAGUGAGCAUGGCAUAUACGUACGUGCCAUCCCCGGCGGCAAUAGGUUAAUCAAAUUGAACUGGUUAAUAGGAUACCAGGAGAGUGGACCAUAUAUUUAUUAAGUAUAUUUAUUUAUUUUUCAAAAAUAUACUUUACAGAUUAUUUAGAAAUUGUGUAAUUAACCUUUGUGACAAGACUUAUUUAAUAUAAUCCAUUCCCCACAAGGAUUACAUUUAUUAAAUGAUAUAGUACAUGUUGUGGGAGUAAUGAUUCAAGGUAUAUUUUGUCUUACAAGCAUAGCCAAUGUAUGUAUAAUUGAUACUGAGAGGCUGCCGCUAUUCCUCACUGGUACUAUCCAUUAGUCCAGGUCCAGACCUCUCAUUUCCUUUUCAUGUGUGAGGAAUUAGGAAAAUAAGAAUGAAAAUGUAUUUACUCUU